Aplysia californica (California sea hare) is the source of this 3440-nucleotide messenger RNA. RefSeq names its product prostaglandin E2 receptor EP4 subtype. Gene Ontology annotation, biological process: adenylate cyclase-activating G protein-coupled receptor signaling pathway; positive regulation of cytosolic calcium ion concentration; inflammatory response. NCBI's taxonomy places the organism in Eukaryota, Metazoa, Mollusca, Gastropoda, Aplysiida, Aplysiidae. The record is from RefSeq and is a predicted model, not a curated record. Gene Ontology annotation, molecular function: G protein-coupled receptor activity. Gene Ontology annotation, cellular component: plasma membrane.
GAGGGAGGUUACAGUUUGGCGCACAGGUCACCAUUCUUUCAGGAUUUCUUUAGGACGCACGUGUGUUAUGUGCGUUUGUGCGUGAUGUGUUCCAGUACGUUUUGUGUUAGUCGGUUGGCAUUUAUUUCCGAGGUUUCUACUUAGCUUUUUUCGUCUUCUAAGUCUAAGUUCGGAGUGUGGUGCUCGAGUUUUGAGGAGUUUUUUUUCUCUUCUUCAUUUUGCGUCGUUCGACUCAGGACCUGGGAGGCGAGAACACAAAUCCCUGACUGGUGUAAGCCCUCGUGACAUCUGUGCAGCAAUCACAAAGAAGAACUGACCCCUUGACCACUGGCUCACUCGUCCACAGGAUAAACCGCACUGAUUGUAUCGCUCGUCUUUUGUCUGUCACGGCAUUCUUUAACAUGCUGGAAUGAGUGUUGGGGAUAACAGCUCUUGACAAGACGCUAGUUUCCGAGGCUGAUAGAUCGGAUUUGUGGUUAUGUUUUUGUUCCUUCAUUUAAGACUACGGAUAUCAACGGAUUUCGUUAUUCCGAGACUCAACCGUUUGAUGAAAUAAAUCGCAGUGCAAAUUGUUAGUGAAGCAAGUCUAAAAUAAAGUGUUGGGCCUCAACCUGCUGUUGAGUUAAAUAAAGUCUAAGAGCAAAGUGUUUGUGAAAUAAGUCUUAGAGAAAAGUGUUUGUGAAAUAGUCUAAGAACAGCGUGUUGGUGAAAUAUGUUUAAGAGAAAAGUAUGGCAGUAAUCAGCGUGGUAGUCAACGCAAAAGUGAGACUAAGUUCCCCCUGACAGAGUUUCGAAUUGAAGAAUAACCCUGCCCUACUUUACUUCUGUAUCCGGUCUGUCAAGGCUGCCAGUGGGGUUGCUAAAUGCCCCGAAGUUUAUCCACAAAUGUUGAUGUUGCCAGUGUUCGGAGGGUCCUUCCUUCAUGUUGUAUGGUGAAACAGUGAUAUCCUGGGUUGCUCAUCAAGUUCUGUGAGACCGUUUGUUACCUUGUUAUAAAGUUGCUAAAACGGUUCUUUUUAGAUCCUGUCUAGUUUUUGGAUCAAGACAAUAAAAUUAUUUUAUGAAAAUCAGAAUUGCAGCUCGACAAUUUGCGAUAAUACUUCUCUUGACUUGACAGGUUGACAGGUAUGGAUGCGAUCAUAUCAUGUUGUCGUAUAAAGUGAUAUUUUUAUACAGUUUGGAGGAACUGCAAAAUGUAUUUCGAUAGCCGUCUUCUAAAAGGUCAUAAGCACUUCUGACCAAUGUGGUGUCUUUCUAACAAGGGAAUAUAAGGGAAGAACAUUUUUCAAUGUGUAUUCUGUGUGAAGCAGGGAGUGAUAGCACGUUGAUUCAUUUAUGCCUCCCGGAAGUUUCCUUUGAGACCAGUGUUAUAGUUUUAAAGAAAAAAAAAGUAUACAUACGCCUGGAAUUUUCUUUGGGGCUAUUCAAAACACUAAGUGUAGUUGCAAUUCACACGGAAUCGUUCUGUUAAUUCAUACAAGUGGAGACGCUUUUGCUUGAAACUAUGAGGCUAGGUUUUUAAACAAGGAAUAAUAUUAGGAAUAGCGCAAAGCUUCCUUCCACCUCUUUGUUCAUCUAUUUCAUCUCUGCUGUAAUGCUCGUGAUGGAUGAGACGACACUCUCGACUCUGAACCACGUGAUCACCACAGACGAUGGCAACAUGUCGCAAGCCACAGCUGCGAUAGCCUCCGUCUUUCAGAUGAACCAGGCCUUGCGUAACCAAACGGUACUCGUAUCCUCACUUAUGUUCGCAAGUGGUGUAGUAGGCAACGUCCUUGCCCUCGUUCUCAUGGCCACGUCGCCCAUCGAGCAACGUCGCACGACUUUCUACAAAUUGAUGGCGGGUCUGUCCGUCACGGAUUUAUUUGGAACCUGUGCGACGUCACCGGUAGUGAUCAGUAUUUACGCCACGGGUAAACUGAUGAAAGAAGUGGGUGCUCUUUGCAACUAUUUCUCUUUUAUGAUGAUAUUCGCCGGAUUCGCGACAAUGCUGGUCGUUUGCGCGAUGGCGAUAGAGCGCUACAUCUGCGUGUGCCACCCUUACACCUACCACUGCAAGCUCCCGAAGUCAUACGCUCGAUACUCGCUGUGUGUUUCCUGGGUUUUCGCCGCCUUCAUGGCUAGUCUGCCUCUUAUGGGCUUUGGUCGUAACGCAGUCCAGUUCCCUCCAACCUGGUGCUAUCUCGAUCUACUCAGCAAACAUACGGAGGACAUCGUGUACAACUAUCUCUUCGGCAUCAUCUCGCUCUUGGCGAUUCUGUUGACCUUUUUGUGUAACUGUGUGGCUAUUGUUUCCGUCCUUUCUUUGAGGCGGCGGCAGAGAGAGCUUGGGGCAUCACAGAACGGGGGAGUCCGGAGACCGCGAAGCUUAGUACAGCGCUGUGCGGAGAUGCAUAUGGUCGUCAUGCUCAUGGGGGUUACGAUCGUCUUCACCUCCUGCUUCGGUCCUCUUAUGCUCAGGUGGAAAAUCAUUGGUAUAUUCCGAUACAUCCUCGGCAUGUCUCGCCCGACCAGCAAUAUUUAUUACCCUAACCAAGACUGUGAAAGUCCCAUCGCUCCAACAAGGAGACCAGAGCCGGAGGUGGAGUUGUCGUUCUGGAAAUUCUGUCUGCGCUGCUUGUGUGACCCUCCAGCUCAGAGAUAUUCGAGCUCAUUGGCCAGACCGAGUAUCACGUGGGCCACACAAACCAAUCGCUCGCCGUCUUACAUCAGGAGACUGCCUUCUUCGGACUCGCUUUUGAGCGGAGGGCCGGGUGGAAUAAUGAUCACCCAACCUUCCCCUUCUGAAGAACUACUUCUAGAGCGGUUGUCUAAUUCAAACAAAAAACAGAACGGGUCUGCAAAUGGAGUUCACAAGACUUAGUCGUGGGCUUUUGAUUGGUGAAUUUCACCCAAGUGUUGAUGGGAGUGACUUAAAGUCUUGAUUCUGUGAUUUGGUUGGUUAAUUUAACCAAUGCUUUUUUAUGUUUAAUUGUAAUGAGAACGGUAUCGAGUUACAAAAUGAAUAAUGUUCUGUUUUGAAAGCCCCGCCCUUGAACUGUUGGUGAAAAUCAUGUUUCCAUUUAUGUGUGUAUUUGAAAGGCAUUUGUCCUACCUCCUCAAAACCACGGUGUGUUUAUGUUGUCAUUAAAAGACGGUUGUCUGUGGUGUUUAAGUCAGGAUCAUAGCCGUGCAGGUAAACGGCAUGAGUUCCAUUUCCUAAUGGGAAGAUAUUUUAUCAAAUGUUAAUAUUUCUGUAUUACUGUCGGUACAUUGAAUCUUAUAGACUGUACUGAAGCAGCUCACCUAUUAUGAAUUCUAAACUGUUUGGACCGUGAAGUUAUACACGACAUUGUGCUGCCUUCUCUUGUUGUUGCUGUUGUUUCUUUUCUGGCAUCCUGGUUUUUUUGUGUUUUUUUGCUGAAUUUGGCUUGUUUGUUUGUUGUUGUUGUUGUUGUUGU